This is a messenger RNA of Grosmannia clavigera kw1407, 1569 nucleotides long. RefSeq names its product major facilitator superfamily transporter allantoate. Gene Ontology annotation, cellular component: membrane. Gene Ontology annotation, biological process: transmembrane transport. The coding region runs from base 1 to 1569 and encodes 522 amino acids. Gene Ontology annotation, molecular function: transmembrane transporter activity. Lineage: Eukaryota; Fungi; Ascomycota; Sordariomycetes; Ophiostomatales; Ophiostomataceae. The record is from RefSeq and is a predicted model, not a curated record. The transcript has 4 exons.
AUGAUGGCGACCAGGGGCAUUGACGACAAGAAUGCGGUGCAGCAGGUGUCGGAAGAUGCCAGCGAGAAGAGUACGGCCGUUCCGCCGGCAAUUGUGGGCGACAAUGCGGAGCUGUACCGCGAGGCCAUUGCGCGGUAUCCGGACGAGAGCUCCAUCGACGCCGAGCUGGAGCGGCAGGUUGUGCGCAAGCUGGACCGCCGCAUUCUGCCAGUGCUGGGCCUGUGCUAUUUCUUCUACUAUGUCGACAAGACCACGCUCUCGUAUGCGGCCAUCUUCGGGAUCAAGGCCGACCUUGGCCUGCACGGCCAGCAGUACUCGUGGCUCUCCAGCAUGUUUUACUUUGGCUGGCUCUUCUGGUCGAUCCCGUCGAACCUGCUGAUGCAGCGAGCCCGUCCGGGCUGGUAUCUAGCCCUGAAUAUUUUCAUGUGGGGUGUCUUCUUGAUGUGCCAGGCGGCGGCGCAAAGCUUCGGCGCCGUAGCAGCGCUGCGGGUCAUCUCGGGCGCGUUCGAGUCGAUUGCGGACCCGGCCUUUAUGCUGUACACGUCCAUGUUUUACACGCAGGCGGAGCAGCCGUCGCGGAUCUCGGCAUGGUAUGCGUGGAACGGGAUAGGGGUGGCCGGAGGGGGGUUAAUUGGCUAUGGUAUCGGUCAGAUUAAAGGCGGACUCGCGUCCUGGCGCUACGAGUUCCUCAUCGUCGGGGCGCUCUGCUCGGGCUGGGCGCUCUGUCUGCUGGUGGCGCUGCCUAACUCACCGACGCGGUUCCGUGGUUUCUCGCACGACGAGCGGCUGGUGAUGAUCGCACGCAUGCGGCGCAACCAGACGCGGUUUGAGCAGCGCACGAUCAACUGGACGCACGUGUGGGAGGCCUUCGCCGACUACAAGACCUGGCUCUUCUUUCUGCUCGGGUUCGUGUCGAAUGUGCCAAACGGCGGCAUCUCCAACUUCUCUACGCUCGUCAUCCAGGGCCUCGGCUUCAACACGCUGCACACGGCUCUGCUGGGCAUUCCGCAGGGUGUUAUCGUCGUACUCUGGAUUGGCCUCGGUGCUUGGGUAAACCGGCAUAUGCCGCUCAACAGCCGCACGCUCGUGUGCGCCGCCUUUAUGCUGCCCACGAUCGCCGGUGCCCUGGGCUUCUUGCUGGCGCCAAAGGAUGCCUACGUCGGGCGUCUGAUCUGCUUCUACCUGACUGGCUCGUAUCAAGCGUCCUUUGUGAUCUGCCUCUCGCUCGUCACCGGCAACACUGGCGGCCAGUCGAAGAAGAUGAUUGUAGCCGGCAUGAUCUGGGCCGGCGCCUGUGUCGGCAACAUCUCCAGCCCGUUUUUCUAUCGGAGCAAGCAGGCACCAACAUACCACCUGGGCAUCGGGUCGCUGCUCGUGGCCAACUGCCUCGAGCUGCUUCUCUUCUUCGUCUUUCGGGCCGUCUUCAUCUGGGAGAAUCGAAAGAAGGAGCAGCAGCGGGCAGAACUGCGUGCGGACGGGGUCGUGACAGACGACUCGUACGGGCUCAACACCACCGCCUUCGGGGAUCUGUCGGACAAGGAGAACAUAAACUUUGUCUACGUAUACUAG